CUUGCGUCAACAUCAUGAGUGAGCUGCCGCGGACAGGCCGUGCGGUCCACGCCGACCUCCUCGCCCUCUUUCCGUCGCCUCCAAACGACCAAUGGGAUCUCGAGAUCGUGGCGCACGCUGAGCGCUCUCUUGCAUCGUCGCUGCCUGCAGAUGACGGCAGCCUGCUGCACCUUCUCACCGAGCAGCACGGCGACGGCCUCGUGCUCGCGGUCGCCCUCGCGAUAGUCGCCGUCGAGCAGCGUCUCGCGCAGGCCGCCGACACCAGCGCGCUGCUGCAGGCGCUGCAAGAGUGCCAACGGAAAGUCGUCCAUCGACCCGUCCGAGACGAGAUCGCACACCGGAUCGGUAUCGUGCUCUUGACAAGUCGCCAUUUGCCGGCACUUGGCGCGUUGCGCACGCCCGAAAGCACUGUGCUCGAGACCGAAGGCAUGUUUCAUCUCCUUGCGACAAGCUUGGCGUCUGGUGUCGCGCUGCCCUGCCGCCUUCCUGUCGCCGCCCUCUGCCACGAUAUCGUGAACGCAAGCGCGACGCUCCCAGCACCGCUCGUGCCGCGGCUUCUCGAGAGCGUCCACCACGGUGUCGCAGCUGCGGUCCACAGUCUUUACGCCAUCUACCCCGUGUUUCUCAAGCAUACAUGGCCAUCGACGUCGUCGUUCGUCCCUUCCUUCCAUGACAUGCUCACGUCGGACGUACCUCCCGAGGCGUUGGCACCCCUCGCCGCUGCGCUGCCCCCGCUCCGCGUCUUGACGGUCGGCGUGGCCAUCGCAUGUCUCAACCUUGUUAGCAAUGUGUCCCUUGCUGCACUUGCGCUGGCGUCCAUAUCUCACGUCGCCUGUGUGCCGAGCCCCGAUACCGAGGCGCCGUUGCUGCGCAAGCUUCAGAUGCGCCUUGUCACGACAAUCCCGCCGUCGAAGAUGGAGCAGCUCGUGGCGCCGUUGCUCGUCGCCCUCGACGCGACAGACGCGCUUGUGCCGCUGGAUGCCGACUGCAUCCGGGGCCCGCAGCUUGCUUGCUACUUGCAGCUAUUGCCCUUUCUGCCUGCCGACACGACGUUUUGCUUGGCGCUCCGUGGCUUGAGUCACAACCUUGUGGAGGUCUCUCUUGCAUGCCACCGGGCGAUUCGGUCGCUCCUGCUCCAACGGCGACCGCGGGGCGCGGACAUGGCCGCGGUCUACGUCGGCCGUCUCUUCGCCGGCUACCCAAUCACGGCCCCGAUCGACGUGCUCACCACGAGCCUUGGCUACGUUCUCGCUGUCGACGACGACGCCGUCCUCGCAUACCUCGCGCUCGAGAUGCAAAAGACCAUCCGACGUACGUUUGGGACGCAGCCCGACGCGGCGGCAACGCUCGCUCGCCUUUUCUUCGAGCUGCUCAAGGUUGUCUCGCUCAAGUCGAUGGCCUUUUGCCUGCGCAUCGCCGAGCAAAUCGUGUUUGCCCACCCGUCGCUGGCAACGUCGCUCUACGAAGCCAUUUCGACGUCCUGUGAAGCGUCUCGCCGCACGCUCUUGAUUGAGUGGUACCUCGGCUUUUACCCGCAGCUUGAGUCUGUGCCCUCCAUGUUAUAAUCGCUUCCAUGUACUAAAGUGCAAGGGUGCAACGAACGCACUUCAACACAAAGUGCAAUCUCGCAUUUGGCGUGCUCCAAUAGGAAGCGAGCUUGCCAUCCAAGC
Messenger RNA from Saprolegnia diclina VS20, 1670 nucleotides. RefSeq lists its product as hypothetical. The record is from RefSeq and is a predicted model, not a curated record. The transcript is spliced from 3 exons. Lineage: Eukaryota; Oomycota; Saprolegniomycetes; Saprolegniales; Saprolegniaceae. The coding region runs from base 15 to 1565 and encodes 516 amino acids.